Messenger RNA from Drosophila obscura, 2564 nucleotides. Its product is annotated as cytoplasmic dynein 1 intermediate chain. Gene Ontology annotation, biological process: transport along microtubule. Gene Ontology annotation, cellular component: cytoplasmic dynein complex. Bases 257 to 2284 code for a protein of 675 amino acids. Gene Ontology annotation, molecular function: dynein heavy chain binding; dynein light chain binding. Lineage: Eukaryota; Metazoa; Arthropoda; Insecta; Diptera; Drosophilidae. The record is from RefSeq and is a predicted model, not a curated record. The transcript is spliced from 10 exons.
AUCGACGAGUCCGCGGUCACACUGGUCAAAACAUUGAAUUUUUACAUAGUUGAAAAAUGUUAAUUUAAGUACCUAAAUUGCCAAAAUUGAACGUUUAACGAACGCCAAGAGAGUAUCCCGCUUCAGUAGCUUCUAGCCGACGACCAUCCCUCCCUCAGGAAGCACCACCCAAUUCCAAGAGCAAUUCACAUCCAAAAACACUCAGAGAGACCUCGAGAAAAACUAAACAAGCAAACAAACAAACAAACAAAUAAAAAUGGAUCGCAAGGCUGAGCUGGAAAGAAAAAAGGCCAAAUUGGCGGCCCUACGCGAGGAGAAGGAUCGUCGGCGGAGGGAAAAGGAGAUUAAAGAUAUGGAAGAGGCGGCCGGACGCAUUGGCGGUGGCGCUGGCAUAGACAAAGAUCAGCGAAAAGAUCUGGAUGAAAUGCUGUCGUCCCUGGGCGUGGCACCUGUCUCCGAGGUGCUGUCGUCUCUGUCAUCGGUUAACUCAAUGACGUCGGAAAAUUCCAAUACACAGACACCCGACGCCAGCCUUCAGGCCACUGUCAAUGGUCAAAAUGGCGGUAAGAAACAACAGCCUUUGAAUCUGAGCGUUUACAAUGUGCAAGCAACGAACAUUCCACCAAAGGAGACCCUGGUCUACACGAAACAAACACAAACGACCAGCACCGGGGGACAUGAGCGUGAUGUUCUUUCUUGCCACUCCUCGCCUCUGUCAGGAUAUAUGGAGGAUUGGUGGCGUCCACGUAAAGUUGUUGGCACGCACGCAAAAAAAACUGCAGCUCAUGCUACGGAUUAUUAUGAUGAAUACAAUCUUAAUCCGGGUUUAGAGUGGGAGGAUGAAUUCACAGGAGAUGACGAAGAGAGCUCCCUGCCCCAUUUGGAUAAUGGAUUCUCAUCGAAGCUGCCGCCCGGCUUUCUCACCCAUGGCCUGCCCACGGUGAAGGAUGUGGCGCCGGCCAUAACACCGCUCGAGAUCAAAAAGGAGCACGAAAUCAAGAAGGAGGUCAACGAACUGUCUGAGGAGCAGAAACAGAUGAUCAUACUAUCGGAGGACUUUCAGAGAUUUGUGGUGCGUGCGGGACGUGUCAUCGAGCGGGCCCUGUCGGAGAACGUGGACAUCUACAUGGACUAUAUUGGCGGUGGGGACAGCGAGGAGACCAGCGAUGAGCGCUCGCACGCACGCCUCUCACUGAAUCGGGUAUUCUACGAUGAGCGAUGGUCGAAGAAUCGGUGUAUUACCAGCAUGGACUGGUCCACACACUUCCCAGAGCUGGUGGUGGCCUCGUAUCACAACAACGAGGAGAGCCCCAAUGAGCCGGACGGCGUGGUGAUGGUGUGGAAUACCAAAUUCAAGAAGAGCACACCCGAGGAUGUCUUCCAUUGCCAGAGCGCCGUGAUGUCCACCUGCUUUGCCAAGUUCAAUCCCAAUCUGAUACUCGGCGGCACCUACUCGGGCCAGAUUGUACUCUGGGAUAAUCGCGUGCAGAAGCGCACGCCCAUACAGCGGACGCCGCUGAGCGCGGCGGCGCACACACAUCCCGUUUACUGUCUCCAGAUGGUGGGCACACAGAAUGCGCACAAUGUCAUCUCAAUAUCGUCGGACGGCAAGCUGUGCUCGUGGUCGCUGGACAUGCUGUCACAGCCCCAAGAUACGCUCGAGCUGCAGCAGCGCCAGUCGAAGGCCAUUGCCAUCACAUCGAUGGCAUUCCCGGCCAAUGAGAUCAACAGUCUGGUGAUGGGCAGCGAGGAUGGCUAUGUCUAUUCGGCCUCGCGGCACGGCCUGCGUUCGGGGGUGAAUGAGGUGUACGAACGGCAUUUGGGCCCCAUCACGGGCAUCUCGACGCACUACAACCAAUUGUCGCCAGACUUUGGCCACCUGUUCCUCACCUCGUCCAUUGACUGGACCAUCAAGCUCUGGUCCCUCAAGGACACAAAGCCGUUGUACUCGUUCGAGGACAAUUCGGAUUAUGUGAUGGACGUCGCCUGGUCGCCCAUUCAUCCCGCACUUUUCGCUGCUGUCGAUGGUAGCGGUCGUCUUGACUUGUGGAAUCUCAAUCAGGAUACCGAAGUACCAACAGCAUCGAUUGUCGUUGCCGGUGCGCCGGCGCUCAAUCGUGUCUCAUGGACACCAUCCGGACUGCAUGUCUGCAUUGGUGACGAGGCCGGCAAAUUGUAUGUCUAUGACGUGGCUGAGCAUCUGGCGCAACCGUCGCGGGAUGAAUGGUCACGAUUUAAUGCCCAUCUCGGCGAGCUAACGAUGAACCAGGGCGACGAGGUCUAAGGCGGUGCCCCCCGGGGAACAGGCCUUAACCGAUGAUGAUGAUGUUGAUGUUGGGACGAUAGCUGAUAGUCGAUUGUUGAUAACUGGUACGAUUUCUGCGAUUUCUGUAACCUCUCCCUCCUUUCGUUGGGCCUCACUGAACGGAAAGAAGAAGCUCUUCCCCUCUCAAGCCCCAGUGGAAUGUAAUUUUUAUAUAAAUUGUGUGCGUUUUUUUUUUUUAUCCAUUAACUAUUAUGUGUGAACCCGCUCCAUAGUUGUGUAUAGCCCAGAACCAAUCAUA